CAAUAACAUGUAUUUUAAAAAUUUAUGAUGUGAUGAAAAUGGGGUAGUCAUUUGGGAAGCAAACAAGGGAUGAUCAUAUUGAUAUGAGAGCACAUCCCCCUCCUUUUCUCUUUUAAAAUACCCUCAGAGUUUUGUAAAGAGGGCCAAAGGCAUUAGAAGAAAAGUAGAAUCAGAGGAAAGGCAAAGAGUGAGUAAAAAAAGAAGAAGGAGAAAGUGAGAAAGAAAGAUCAGAGAACAGAAAGUGAAAGAGGGACAAUGGUUUCAAGGGAGCACAAAAGAACUGCAGCCCUGCAUGAGAAACUGCAACAACUUCGUUCUAUUACUAACUCUCAUGCAGAAAAUGAUACUGGAAUCAUUAUUCACGCAUCAAAAUACAUAGAGGAGUUAAGGCAAAAGGUGGAUCGAUUAAACCAAGAUAUUGUAAACAGUCCACAAAGUUCUUACACCCAAGAUUCACCCCCUACGGUGACAGUGGAAACCCUAGAAAAAGGAUUCCUAAUAAAUGUUUACUCAGCAAAGAGUAGCCAACGUUUGCUAGUUUCAGUACUGGAAGCUUUUGAAGAGCUGAAUCUUACUGUAGUUCAAGCUAGGGCUUCUUGUACAGACAAUUUUCAAUUGGAAGCAAUAAGUGUGGAAGGUAAUGACGACAUUGGUGGAGAAAUGGUUGAUGCUGAGGUAGUAAGGCGAGCCGUAUUGCAAGCAAUUAGGAAUCUGAAUACAAGUAACACUGAUUAAUCAUCACUUAGCUUAAUUAAUUAUUAAUAACUUGCAAGCUUAGCGUAAAAUAUUUUGUACGGAACUUUAUUAUUAUAAUAAUAAUAAUAAUUAUUAUUAUUAUUAUGCUCACUAAUGAAAAGCAAGAUUUCUCGUGAGCUA
Molecule: messenger RNA, 876 nt
Organism: Amaranthus tricolor (Joseph's coat)
Lineage: Eukaryota; Viridiplantae; Streptophyta; Magnoliopsida; Caryophyllales; Amaranthaceae
Exons: 4
Coding region: 256-735 (159 amino acids)
Biological process (GO): regulation of DNA-templated transcription
Cellular component (GO): nucleus
Molecular function (GO): DNA-binding transcription factor activity; sequence-specific DNA binding
Source: RefSeq, a predicted model, not a curated record